AUGGCCCCGGGACAGCAGACUAUCGACCUGACGGCGUCGGACACGGAGGCCAGCGCUGACGACCACGACCAGUUUCAGCCCGAGGCGGUCGCCUAUUCCAGGUGGAAACUGCAACUCCUCCACCACCUCAGAAGCAUCACCUCUGCCGGCGACUUCGCCGUGUCUCGGCAAUACCAGACCUUUGUCAACCCGUGUUUGCGCAUCGCGGGCUGCAGUGACGUCAUUCCCUUGCCUGUCGCCGGCCGCGAUGCAGAGACAAUCCGGAGCGCCUGCAGGGAAGCGCCGUUUGGCCGGGGAGACGAGACGCUGGUCGACACUUCGGUGCGCAGGACGUGGGAGCUGGAUGCUGCCCACUUCGCGUGCACGAAUCCGCGGUGGCCGGCCUUCUUGGACAGGCUUCUCGAGGACGUCGCCGGCGGCCUCGGCCUGCCAGACGUCCGCGCCAAGCCGCACAAGCUCCUCCUCUACCAGGAGGGUUCCUUCUUCCGGCGCCACAAGGACUCGGAGAAGGAGUUCGGCAUGAUUGCCACCCUGGUCGUCUGCCUGCCCGCCGUGCAUCAGGGCGGUACGGUCCACCUCUCCUUCGGCUCCGAGAGGCGCGAGAUCGCCACGGCCCCGGCGUCGGCCUUUGACAUGACGGCCCUGGCCUGGUUCUCCGACGUGGACCACGAGAUCAGGCCCCUGACGUCUGGCAACCGGCUGGUUCUCACCUACAAGCUGUUCCAAGCCGGCGGCGGCGGCACGCCGUCCGCCGAGCUCCUCGUGCGGCAGUCGCAGCAGCUGAGGGGCAUCCUCGGACAGUGGCCCGCCAGGUUCCCCCACGCGCUGAUGCUCGCCUACCCGCUCGACCACCAGUACACGAGGUCGAGCCUGUCGCUGGCGAACCUCAAGGGCCGCGACCGCGCCGUCUGCCAGACCCUCCACGAGGCGAGCGCCGCGUGCGACGUGUACCUCGUCCUGGCGCACAUGACGCACUCGAAGCAUGAUCCGGAGUCGUGGUAUGGCGAGGAAGAGGAGGGCGGAUCGACAGUCCUGCGCGCCAUGUUCACCACGGACGGAGCAGAGAUCGCGUCUCACCACGACGUCGACGAGACCGAAAUCCUGGGCGGCGACAUCUUCCAGAACCGCCACCCGGACAGCGAGGACGAGGGAGAGUUCACGGGCAACGAGAGCGUGCCGAGCUGCUCCCGUUUCCCAUCGCAGGUUGCCGUGCUGAUUCCGAAACUGCAAAUCCACCAAUACCUCAGGACGCACGUCUACGGCUGGUCUCCGUCCGCAGAGGCGGAGAACCUCUUCUCCAUGGUCGAGCGCGACAUGGAGGAGCACCCCGAGAACAGCGUCGUCAGGUCGGGCGCCCUGCGGCUCAUGACCAAGGCCCUCGACGCCGGCGCCACGAAGCCGGCGAUGCUUUGCAGAGUGGCCAAGUGGGCCCUCGCGGCGAGGCAAGACGAGCUGUACCGGAAGGUCAUCAAAGCCGCCAUCUCGGGCGGCCCGUUUCCGCCAGAGCUGCUGGAUGUCUUGUCUCGGCACUUUGACUGGGAAUAUGCGAGGGAGCCGAGAGAUGUCGAUUGGGAGAAAUGGCUUGGGUCCGUGCUGCAUGCUCUCUCUCUGUGCGGCUGGCGCUCCCUCGCAAAGCUGCUCGCCACCCGUCUUGAGACCGAAGCUCUGCGAGACUCGUUCAGCCUCUGGGCGCAAGAACAGCUAGAGAAGAAGCUCGACCACCACACCUCCUUCGUAACGCAAGACUUUGAUUACUUUCUCGAGAAACUGAGCCAAGCCGACCCUAGCCCCAGGAUCCUGUCCGCUUUUGCCGAGCGCGGCAAGCGCGAGCUCAUCCUCAAGGUCCUGGAGACGCUCAGCCAGCGACGAGCACCCGAGGCCGUCAAGGGCAUCUUCGAGGCCACGCUCGACAAGGCCCGCCCGAGACUGGUGCUGCAGACGGGCGACUUCUACACUCCCGCCGCCCCCUGGGCUCACCACAUGCAGGGAGCCGACAAGUCGCGGGAGCCCUGCCAGCAGUUCACGAACCUCGUCAGGCAGAGCCUCAGGGUCGGCGCCUCGGACCAGGCGGUCCGGCUGAUAGAGGAGACGUAUAGACACCUGGACGCCGCCGCGAGGACCUCGUGGAACCGGUCCGGGAUCGACGGGCCGAGCCUGGUCAAGGACCUGCUCGUGCCCCUGGCGGCGGCGCUGCAGCAGUCCCGCGGCGAGGCGGCGCCCACGGACGGCGUGGCGGGCUUCUUCGCGCUCCUGAUCCGCGACGUGCUGCACUACAACAACAAGGUCGGGCCGUACCCGCAGAAGCUGCCCGGGUGGCGCCACCGGCCGCGCGGGUGCGCCGGGGCGUGCGCGGACUGCGACGCGCUCCGGGCCUUCCUGUACAGGGAGGACCAGAGGACGUGGGUGCUGGCGGCGGGCGCGCAGCGGCGCGCGCACGUGGAGAGCCAGCUGCCGGCGUCGGUCUUUUCCACGCAGACGCAGGCGCAGGCGCAGGCGCAGACGCAGACGGGCAGCCGCGGCCGCGCCCCCGGCCUCGCCCUCGUCGUCGAGAAGCGCGGCACGGAGCACGCGGAGGAGGUGGCCGAGUUCGCGGCGGCGCUCGCGAGGCUCGAGGGCGUGCUCGCGCCGCUGCGGGGCGGGUUCCUGGCGGGCCUGCUGGGCGACCGGGCGUACCGCGCGCUGGUCCUGCUCGAGGGCUACCGGGAGCAGGUCCCCGAGGGGAGCCUGCCGUGGAGGAAGAGGCCGUCCGACACCCCGCUCGCCGGAGACACGGUUCGGCAACGGUGGUGA
Molecule: messenger RNA, 2790 nt
Organism: Thyridium curvatum
Lineage: Eukaryota; Fungi; Ascomycota; Sordariomycetes; Thyridiales; Thyridiaceae
Exons: 4
Coding region: 1-2790 (929 amino acids)
Source: RefSeq, a predicted model, not a curated record